AUGGCGUCUCGACCCCAGAAUAUCGGCAUCAAAGCCAUUGAGAUCUACUUCCCAAACCAGUGCGUUGACCAAGCUGAGUUGGAGAAGUUCGAUGGUGUGGCGGCGGGCAAAUACACAAUCGGACUUGGGCAGACUCGAAUGUCCUUCUGCGAUGACAGAGAAGAUAUCUAUUCCAUGGCGCUCACCACCCUGACAAGCCUGAUCAAGAAAUAUAACAUUGACCUCAAGAAUGUCGGGAGACUGGAGGUCGGCACUGAGACGAUGCUGGACAAGAGCAAAAGUGUCAAAUCCGUGCUGAUGCAAUUAUUCCAAGAGUCUGGCAACUUUAACGUCGAGGGUGUCGACUCUUACAACGCAUGCUACGGUGGCACCAAUGCCGUCUUCAACUCUUUAAACUGGAUUGAGUCUUCUGCUUGGGAUGGACGAGACGCCAUCGUGCUCGCAGGCGACAUCGCUCUGUACAAGAAGGGCAAUGCUCGUCCGACUGGCGGUGCUGGCUGUGUGGCUCUCUUGAUCGGUCCCGAUGCGCCCGUUGCAUUUGAAGCUGGUCUCCGAGGCUCCUACAUUACUCACGCAUACGACUUCUACAAGCCCGAUCUCACGAGCGAGUACCCUUAUGUUGAUGGUCAAUUUUCGUUGAAGUGCUAUACCGAGGCUGUUGACGCAUGCUAUAAAGCAUACAAUGCCCGCGAAAGAGCACUCCAGUCACAGACGAAUGGUGUCAACGGCCACCACGUGAACGGGAAUGGCGUCCACAACGGAGAGGUCGACAAAGCGCCCGUUGACCGAUUCGAUUACAUGGCCUUCCAUGCGCCGACAUGCAAACUCGUCUCGAAGUCAUACGCUCGCUUGCUGUACAACGAUUUCUUGGAAGAUCCAAGCCAUCCGCAAUUCAGUGAGGUCGCGCCCGAGUUACGCGACCUUGACUACCAGGCAUCAUUAAGCGACAAGACUGUUGAGAAGACAUUCAUGGGCUUGACCAAAAAGCGCUUUGCCGAACGUGUCCAGCCUGCCAUCCAGGUCGCCACUAUGUGCGGGAACAUGUAUUGCGGCAGCGUUUAUGGAGGCAUUGUCGGCCUAAUCAGCAACAUUGCUCCCAAAACUCUGCAAGGCAAGAGACUCGGCGUCUUCAGCUACGGCAGUGGUCUAGCCAGCUCGAUGUUCAGCUUGAAGGUCGUUGGGGACACCACAGAGAUGGCCGAGAAGCUCAAUCUGCAAGAACGACUGAACGCCCGUCGGGUUGUGGCACCUGAGGUGUAUGACGAGAUGUGCUUGCUUCGAGAGAAGGCGCAUCUGAAGAAGGAUUUCAAGCCCGCCGGGGAAGUUGAGCCUCUCCUGCCUGGCACAUACUAUCUAACCGAGGUCGAUGAAAUGUUCCGACGGAAGUACGACGUCAAGGCAUGA
Messenger RNA from Cladophialophora yegresii CBS 114405, 1404 nucleotides. Its product is annotated as hydroxymethylglutaryl-CoA synthase. Gene Ontology annotation, biological process: acetyl-CoA metabolic process; ergosterol biosynthetic process. The transcript is spliced from 4 exons. The record is from RefSeq and is a predicted model, not a curated record. Bases 1 to 1404 code for a protein of 467 amino acids. Lineage: Eukaryota; Fungi; Ascomycota; Eurotiomycetes; Chaetothyriales; Herpotrichiellaceae. Gene Ontology annotation, molecular function: hydroxymethylglutaryl-CoA synthase activity.